Molecule: messenger RNA, 2346 nt
Organism: Rosa rugosa (rugosa rose)
Lineage: Eukaryota; Viridiplantae; Streptophyta; Magnoliopsida; Rosales; Rosaceae
Product: vacuolar cation/proton exchanger 3-like
Exons: 14
Coding region: 535-1905 (456 amino acids)
Biological process (GO): calcium ion transmembrane transport; intracellular calcium ion homeostasis
Cellular component (GO): plant-type vacuole membrane
Molecular function (GO): calcium:proton antiporter activity
Source: RefSeq, a predicted model, not a curated record
UGAAUUAAUGAAAGAAAGCAAUGUGCUUCGCAUGUCUGAAAAUAGGAAUAGAUCGACGCAAUGCGUUUGUGAAAUCGUUAGGGCGAUAAUGGCGGGGUCUUCGAGUGGCUGGGGAUCCAACCCAUUCACUAUGUUUGUUUUUCACACUGUUUUUAAUUUUCCCCAUUUAUCAAAAAACCACUUGAUAACUACCUUCUUCUAACCAACCCUCCAUUGUUUAUUUAGCUUGGGAGGGAUUUCAGAUCCUGUUUAUCCACACAAACAUCAAACUCUUUCUCUUCUGUUUUGGUUCAGUUUUGGACAAUCUGCUGGUGUAACCCAAACCAAACCCCACAAAAACUCUUAUUGGGUUACAUGCACGUAUAUUGUACAUAUAUAUACUCCAUUGAUUGCCUAAGGUGAAGAACAUACUUUUGGGUUGACAGAUUGAUGCAGCUAUCCAAUUUUUCAUCUGGGAUUUGUAGAAUCAGUAAUGCCCGUGUUUGGAGAUGGAAGUCUUGUUGAUUUAUUGGCAUAGCUUUGUGUUACCACCCCAUGGAAAUUGACAAAGUUAAGGAUCCAGCCACAGUUAAAUUACAUUCGCAAGUUGAGAUGGGAUCGAUGGAGCUCAAGUCGAUAUUGGGAUAUGAUGAUCAGGGCUUAGUUGCUGCUCCGGAGAAAAAAUCUUCGGAUGAGGCUCCCCUCAAAGUUCUAUAUUCUAGUGGUUCAGGAAGCUUUAAUCGCAAGGUCAUGAGGAAUACUGUGGUUCAUAGCAUCAGAACUGUAGUUUUCUCUUCAAGACUUAACUUGCUCAUGCCUUUUGGCCCAUUAGCAAUCUUAGUUCAGACUUUGACUGGCCAUCAUGGCUGGGUCUUCCUUCUAAGCUUGUUGGGCAUCAUACCUUUGGCCGAGCGGUUAGGAUAUGCUACAGAGCAGCUGGCUUGCUACACAGGACCUACAGUUGGAGGCCUUCUAAAUGCCACUUUUGGAAAUGCCACAGAAUUGAUAAUCUCAAUAUAUGCUUUGCGAAAUGGCAUGAUUCGCGUUGUUCAACAAUCUUUACUGGGCUCAAUAUUGUCAAACAUGUUGCUAGUACUUGGAUGUGCAUUCUUUGCUGGUGGACUCGUGUUUUCUAAGAGGCCACAAGUGUUCAACAAGCCAACUGCUGCUGUGAACUCGGGAUUGCUGUUGAUGGCAGUAAUGGGUCUUCUCCUUCCAGCUUUACUUCACACUACUCACACAGAGUUGCACUUUGGGAAGUCUGCACUAGCCCUUUCAAGGUUUACUAGCUGCAUUAUGCUUGUGGCAUAUGCUUCCUAUCUGUUUUUUCAGCUGAAGAGCCAGCGGAGUCUAUAUGUCCCAGUUGACGAGCAGGGGGAGGAGAUUCACAGUGACGCCAGUGAUGAUGAUGACGAGGUUCCUGAAAUCUCUAAGUGGGAAUCCAUAAUUUGGCUCACUAUUCUAACUGCAUGGAUUUCAAUCCUUUCAGAAUAUUUAGUUAACGCGAUAGAGGGUGCGUCUGUUGCACUGAAUAUUCCUGUAGCAUUUAUCAGUGUUAUUUUGCUCCCAAUUGUUGGGAACGCAGCAGAGCAUGCAGGUGCUGUUAUGUUUGCCAUGAAAGACAAGCUUGAUAUAACUUUGGGAGUGGCCAUAGGUUCAUCAACCCAGAUAUCUAUGUUUGGAAUUCCCUUUUGUGUGAUGGUUGGGUGGAUAAUGGGGGUCCCUAUGGACUUGAAUUUCCAACUGUUUGAGACAGCCACGCUUUUCAUAACCGUUCUGGUGGUAGCUUUCAUGCUACAGGAGGGAACUUCCAACUACUUUAAAGGAAUAAUGCUCAUUCUUUGUUACAUUAUUGUUGCUGCAAGUUUCUUUGUACAUAUCGACCCUACUGCAAUACAGGACAAGCCCCCGGAAACAAAAGAGUAAAUGAAUCCAUUCCUAAUACUCAAAGUCAAUGGCAUAUAAUGUAGAAGUGGUUUUUCCAGUAGCCUCUUGAAACCUCGGCGAUCAAGAGUAGGUGGAGUUUUAGAAGAUUUGGCAUCAUAUUGAUGCUGGAUAGCUUUACAAGUUGAAAUAUCUACCAUGGUGCCAGGAAACGGUGUUGCUAUUUUCUCAUUUUGACUAGGCAGCCAGUGGAAAUGCAUUUCUGUCAAAUGCUACAUUGGAGCAGAGAAAAAUGGCUGGAUAUAGGAUAUAGUUCCACAUGAUUGUUUCAUAAAUAGGAAUGGUAAAGUCAAAUGUAAGAUUUAGAAAGGAAUGUAUGUCUUUCCCUUAUAUUGUGCUGCUAGAAAAAAGAAAAGGAAGGAAAACCAAGUUGUGGGUGGAAUUUUAAUUUGACGUAUUAUAUAAACAAUUCUUUCCAGUCAA